UCCUAUUGCGAACGAGAAGUGCCAGUAAAAGCGUUGCGCCUCUCCCGCCCUUACUCCCCCACAGCGGAUCAACAUCCGGGGUACGCCAGAGCGCGUGCCCCGCGGAGCCAAGCCAGAAUGGAUUUUACAGAAGCGUAUGCAGACAGAUGCUCGGCUGUUGGGCUUGCGGCUAGAGAAGGCAACGCCAAACAUCUGAAGAAGCUCAUGAAACGGAGAUACAGCAUCGAUGUUCCUGAUAACAGGGGCUGGAUGGCAAUCCAUGAAGCAGCAUUUCACAAUGCAAGUGAAUGUCUGAAGCUCUUAAUUCGUGCAGCACCCUCUGCUGACUACGUAAGAUCGAAGACUUUUGAGGGCACUCGCCCAUUACACCUUUCUGCAAGUCGUGGAAACUUGGAAUGUGUCGCUCUUCUCUUAGAAUCUGGAUCCGACCCCAAUGAACUUACUGAUGAUGCGACCACACCUUUGUUCUUAGCUGUUGAAAAUGGACAUGCUGAUGUGAUAAAGCUUCUCCUCCAACAUGGAGCAAAUAUUAAUGGGUCCCACUGUUGGUCCGAAUGGAAUUCUUUGCACCAGGCUGUUUUUCAGAACUACCCUGAGAUAUUGAAAUUACUCCUUGACCAAGGAGCUGAGAAAGAUUCUGUGGACGACUUUGGGAUUACACCUUUAUUUGUUGCUGCGCAAUAUGGGAAGCUGGAAUGUUUAAACAUCCUUCUAUCAUACGGAGCCGAGGUUAAUUGUCAGGCCAAGGAUUGGGCCACGCCGCUGUUUAUUGCUGCGCAAGAGGGCAACGACAGAUGUGUGGAGCUCUUGCUAUCCAAGGGGGCAGAUCCAAACCUGUACUGCAAUGAGGAAGAAUGGCAGCUGCCAAUCCAUGCAGCGGCGCAGAUGGGACGUACCAAUAUACUGCGCAUGCUGAUACCAGUUACCAACCGGCGGUGUGGCAGUGCCGAAGGGAAAGUGAGUCCGGUUUAUUCCGCAGUCUAUGGUGGGCAUGAAGAUUGCUUGGAAAUCUUGCUUACGGAAGGUUACAGCCCAGAUGCCCAGGCCUGUCCAGUCUUCAGCUGCAAAUCACCCAUGUCUCUGGCUUUCCAAAAGGGGGCUGGGUUAAUUCUCACUCUUCUGAAGCAUGGGAUCACACUUCUCGAAUCAGAUCUAGGCCUCUGCCUGCACCACAAGAGCGCCUCUUUGUUCCAGCACUUCCUCAGGCGGGGCUGCGGGCUCCCAGGCCGACUGCACCUGGGCGAGUUUUCGAAGUGCGCCGUUGACGCGGGAGGCGAGUACAAAGAGUGGCUGCCAUCUCUCCUGUUGGCCGGGUUCGAUCCGGUGAAUCUUCUUUGUCCGUCAUGGGUUUCCUCCGUAAGCGGCGAUGCUCUUAACUUCCUGCUGGAGUUCGCCAACUGGAAGAGGCUUCCUCAGGAUGCAGAGCAGAUCCUCGCUGGCCACCGGAGGACCUCGAUGUGGGAGCCCUCUAGUCACUUUGAGUGCAUCCCUUCCUUGUCUCAUCUUUGCCGCCUGCAGAUCCGAUCACUUCUAACCAGCGAUCGCCUGCGAUCAGACCAGUUCAUCCGCCAUUUGCCCUUGCCCACUUGCCUGCAGGACUUCUUACUCUACUCGGAUGUAUUGACAAUGUAUGCCAUUUCAGAAUCUGGACUUAGGCUCGGGGACUUGUAUGAAAACAAUGACCUGCCGUCUCUUCCGAGUUCAGAAAGUACGGAAAGAAGAGAGACGUAGCAGGGAGGGUAUCGGCUGUUGGAAAGACCACACGGCAGUGCUGAGUGGAAGCUGCUGCAGCGGUUGGCAUCUCUACAGUUGCUCCCUUUAAGGACUUUUUCUUCAAAUGGGCCUUCAGAUGGACCUUAAACAUUAUUUUCCCUAGAAAUGUUCCAUAUUUAAAUGAAUCAAAACAGUACAGAGGAAGAAAUACGGUUCCUGGUCUAUACAUGACCAGUUCUCUACAGAUUUAGUAUAUGGUCGCCUUCUUUCACAGUAAAAAAUGGAAUUGAUAAAGACA
This is a messenger RNA of Varanus komodoensis (Komodo dragon), 2011 nucleotides long. RefSeq names its product ankyrin repeat and SOCS box containing 3 (gene ASB3). Gene Ontology annotation, cellular component: cytoplasm. Gene Ontology annotation, molecular function: protein binding. The record is from RefSeq and is a predicted model, not a curated record. Gene Ontology annotation, biological process: innate immune response; intracellular signal transduction. The coding region runs from base 118 to 1731 and encodes 537 amino acids. NCBI's taxonomy places the organism in Eukaryota, Metazoa, Chordata, Lepidosauria, Squamata, Varanidae. The transcript is spliced from 10 exons.